CCCUGAUGGAUUAGCCUGUGUCGGUUAUUGCGCGCCAUACCUAAUUUAUUUGCCGUCCCAUACUCGAUUCCUUUUUGUCCAUUUCCGCCAUAGAGCUAUUAAACAACACUUGCGCAAUUAAGUUUGUUGUGAAGAAUUUCUGUAAUGUAAAUAGUAUUUUACACUUUAUUAUAUUAUGGAAAGUGAUUUGCACAUACGUGUUAAAGUGCUUGAAUUAUUAAGUACAUCACUGAAGGCUGAACACUUUCUGGAAAUUCAACGAAUGCAUCCAGACUAUCCUUGUGUAGAUCAUGAUGAUCCUGAUAAUUUACUUUAUUUUUUGGAGAAGGAAAAGCAGUGCAUAUCCAUGAAAUGCUACAAUGGUUUGGUAGUAUUGCUGAACAAAUUAGGAUUGGAUGAAGUAGCAAAUGAAAUUAUUGCUUUUCAUGAAACUCCAGAAAAAGAAUAUUUAACUCUUAAAAGUAAGAUUGAAGCGAUUUUUAAAGACAGGAAUUGCAGAAAGGAAUAUAUGGAGAAAUUUAGAAGUGGAAUCGUUGAGUGUUAUAAUUUUGAAAAAGGUGAUAUUUUGGAAUCUACCAUGAAUGAGAUCAUUCACGAUUUGGAAAAUUCUCAACAGCUUUCUAGAAGUAUGAGCCAUAUACUUAGAUUUCAGAAUGUUUUUAAAAGCUGCGGAUGCACCAAUGUCGUUGACCUGAUAAACUCAUUCGAAAAUGUAAUGAGAUUGAAAGAAGAAACUCCAGUGGAUACCAGCGAUGCAGGAGCUGCAAAUACCAGGCCUACACCUCAACAGUAUGCGUACCCUUCACAAAGUACUCAAGAGCAGAAUCCAGGAAGCAGUGGACCAACAACAGGUCAACACCCAUCAACUUUAACCCCAGGAAGCAGUGGACCAACAACUGGUCAACACCCAUCAACUUUUAACCCAGCAAGCAGUCACUGGCGGAAUCCAGGAAUUGGUGAACCAACUGGCCAAACUGCUGGUUUCCAUCAGUCAGCAAACCUCCAUCCACACCCUUUCAACCAGCCACAUUUCCAGAGGCGACCCCAGGAACUCCAGGGAACUCCAUGUAUUUACAAUACCAGCAAUGUUGGAUUAAACUUUAACUUUGGUCCGUACGCCAACAUUAAUGAGUUUCAUUCAUCGCAAGGAAGUCCUGGACUAGGUAUUUCUGGACGAGGACAUUAUGGGGCACAACAAUGGAAUCAUGGACAAGGUGGGCAAGGGAAUCAUGGACAAGGUGAUCCUGGGCAAUGGAAUCAUGGACUAGGUGGACAAGGUGAUCCUGGGCAAUGGAAUCUUGGACAUGGGCAAGGGAUUUAUGGACAAGGUAGUCCUGGGCAAGGGAAUCAUGGACAAGGUAUGCAAGGGAAUCCUGGACAAGGUGAUCCUGGGCAAUGGAAUCAUGGACAAGGUGGGCAAGGGAUUUAUGGACAAGGUAGUCCUGGGCAAGGGAUUCAUAGACAAGGUAGUCCUGGACAAGAUGAUUAUGGACGUAGAAAUCAUGGACAAGGUGCUAACAAGUACUUUCCAAGACAGUGAAAAUGCUUCACACACCAAAAUUACUCAGACAUUUCAAAAAGCCCUUCUGUUAUUGUAUUAUGCUGGGCCUAAAUCUUUAUGGCUGGUUGGUUCUUUCAAUAAACAUGUUUAUUCUAGUAAUAUUUUGGGUGCAAAGCAUCACUCGAGGUGUGUAUCACCAUAAGGGAAUGGUAAUAGGGAUGUCCCUAAUUCUUUGUAAGCUUUAUUGUUGUUUAAGUGGAAUAUGUGUACUCUAUUUAAAAAAAAUUAUAGUUUCUAGUUUUAGAUGUACAGUAUUUUGGCUUAUAUUGUAUGAUAAAGAGAUAAAUUUCUGCUAUAUAUAUAUUGUGCAGUAUAUUAAUAAGCAUAUAACAAAUUCCGAAAUAAGAUAGUAUAAUACAUACUCCAAGUAUUAAAAUGCACGCUGUUGUGUCAAGAUUCAAUAUUUUAACAUUAAUUAUGUCAUCAUCAUUCUUGAUGAUGACAUAAUUAAUGUUGAAAUAUUGAAUCCUGACAAGAUGGCAUGCAUUUCAAUAUUUAGAGUAUUGUGCUAUCUUAUCUGAGAUUAAUCAGUGAAAUGUAUCAUGUGAUUCAUAUAAAUACAUGUAAAAAAAUGUGUCGUAAGAGUAAGAAAACUAGUACUAAACUCAAGUCUUCCAGCUUGAUGAUAUGAGGAUUGCCAUCCCAAAACCAGCAUCAAUGGCCAAAAAAAUGACUUUUUAAUAUAUUCUUAUUCUCUACAUUGUAAGCUUUAAAAUGAUGGGUCAUUUACUGGAAUCGAUCUACUAUUUGCCAAAGUUAUGAGUAAAAGUAUUACAGCUUCUCUGUACUAAAGUAUACAAUACUACCACAUUCUUAGGCUAAUUACUCGGUUUAACAAUUAGUGGUUUUGGAAUGGCAAGUCUCAUAAUUAUGUUGAUCUUUCAACAACUAGGAAUCCUGUCAUAAGUGUUUUUUCACUCUAAAUUUGGAACAGCAGUAGUACUCAAAGCAUUUCCAUAGAGCAUAGAUCAAUAUUAUGGUAUUUGGUGAUGUGAUAAAUGCCAGUUCCAGCAGAUAAUAUGUUUGGAUAGUAUUUAUUCCAAGAAAAACGAUUUUCCAUAUUUUAUGUACUUUAACUGAUGUACAAUAAUAGGCUUUUUAAUAAAUACAAGUUCCAGCAGAUAUGUUUGGAUAGUAUUUAUACCAUGAAAAACAAUUUUCCAUAUUUUAUGUACUUAUUUUAUACAGUAAACAUAAGUACUUGUGUCAUGUGUAUGCCUGUUUAAUAGAUAGAGGGGUAUGUUAUUGUUGACCCUCUUUAAAUACAAUUUCUAUAUUUAAUUAAAUCAAUAAAUGCAAUAUAUAACUUUUAAAA
Messenger RNA from Anneissia japonica, 2876 nucleotides. Its product is annotated as translation initiation factor IF-2-like. NCBI's taxonomy places the organism in Eukaryota, Metazoa, Echinodermata, Crinoidea, Comatulida, Comatulidae. The record is from RefSeq and is a predicted model, not a curated record. The transcript is spliced from 5 exons. Bases 176 to 1540 code for a protein of 454 amino acids.